Messenger RNA from Patella vulgata (common limpet), 3296 nucleotides. RefSeq names its product caspase-3. The coding region runs from base 183 to 1739 and encodes 518 amino acids. Gene Ontology annotation, molecular function: cysteine-type endopeptidase activity. Gene Ontology annotation, biological process: proteolysis; regulation of apoptotic process. Lineage: Eukaryota; Metazoa; Mollusca; Gastropoda; Patellidae. The record is from RefSeq and is a predicted model, not a curated record. The transcript has 9 exons.
CUUUCUGUUCCUGUACCCGUGUAUUACCGACUUUACAAAAAUACGUACAGGCUACGGAGAACUAUAACGGAGAUAUGUGAUCGAAUCUCUGAGUUUAUUAUUUAUGUGGGGACACUUAACCGGCCCCACGGAAGUUUAUAAAGAGGUACAAAUAGCUAAAAGGUUGUUGACAUCCAUCAACCAUGGAUGAUAAGCAUGCUAGGAUACUUCGAAGGCAGAGGAUGGCGCUGUCGAAAGCUAUUACUGAUGUGGAGACUGUAGUGGAAUCUCUAUUUUCAGAAGGUACCAUCACAGGGAAUAUGAAAGAUAAUAUCCUGAGCAAACCAACUAAACAGAAAAGAGUUUUCGAAUUGCUGGAUAUUUUACCACGGAGAGAAGAAGAAGCUUUUGAUGAGUUUUAUAAAAUUCUUGUUGGGCAUGAUGAGGGAAACGCAGCCGACUUGCUCAAACCUGAAUUAAAAGACCAAAGGAUCAGCCGAAAAAAAAGUGAACGCCAGAAGCCUGUUCAAGAAUCAGCAUCAAAUGUCCAAGAAUUGGUCAACAGAUUCGAACAAGCGAACAUAUGCACUGACGACGAUGAUUUACCUGCCGAAUGGCCAAUAAAAGAAAGAAUGAACCCCAAUUACCCAGAAUUUAUUAGAGUACAGCACUGCAAUAUAAAUAGUGAAAUUUACAACAAAUUCGAAAAGUCACGAGAGGGAAAUAGCAAACAGAUAUACCAAAUGUCGGCACCAAUACGGGGUUAUGUUCUGGUCAUCAACAAUAAAACGUUUGAUAACGGAGUAGAGACUCGAGAGGGUACGACGGUCGAUGCUGAAGCUAUAAAAAUAUUAUUUGAGCAGUUACAUUUCCAUGUUGAUAUCAAAUCUGACCAGACAGUUGAGCAAAUGAAAAACACCUUAAAAGAGUAUAGUGAAAUGGAUCACAGUAGCUUCGACUGUUUUAUUUGUUUUAUUCUGUCGCAUGGUGACGAGGAUGUUGUUAUAGGAUCCGAUGAAAAAACAAUGAAAUGGGAAAAAAUCUAUGAAUAUUUUAAUGGUAAAAAGUGUAAAAGCCUUGCCGAGAAACCAAAGAUUUUUUUACUUCAAGCCUGUCAAGGAAAAUUAACUGAUACCAUACAUAGCUUAUCUAAGUCUACGCGUUCACCUGAUCAGAAAGAAAGGACUGACGCAUGUGGUGGACACCCCAACAGAGCUGAUUUUUUUACUAGUUUAUGCACUGUAAAAGGACAAGUGUCGUAUCGUUACGACUUGUACGGCACAAGGUUUAUAUUCACCUGGAUAUACGUCAUAGAGACAUUCGCACAUAAAUGUCAUCUCAUGGACCUCUCUAGAAAGGUAGCAAACCUCCUACACAGAUGGGACACCGGAUUAGGCACAUUACAAACCCCGGAAAUGCGAUCAACGUCGGGAAAAGAAUUAUAUUUCUUUCCCGGUCUUCGGUUGAAUCCAGGCGCCAUUCAACAGUUCAACAAUAAUCCUGUUCAACCACCUUCCAGUAAUAACCUUGCUCAACUGUGUUCCAAUCAACAAUCUUCCAAACAAAACAUCGAAGAAGUCGUGCAACAACCCUGUGACCGUGACCUAAAGGGGGAAUUUGUCCCGAGCAACGGUUUGGCUCAAGCAAUACCUCCUCAAGCAAUACCUCAAGAUAACAAUUGCAAUCAGAUUCAAGAUGAGGUUGACGACGACCAUGAGGCCACAGCUGAUCGUAAAUCAAUCAGUAUUAAAACCCAAUAGUCAGUGCAAGAUAAUAUUGGUUCUAAGGAAAAGAAGCUUUAAUGAACUGGAAACGGCAUAACGUCUUUGUAUCACUAUACCGAUUGAAGCCAGGUAGCCAUAUUGUAAAAAAUAGUAAUAGGCAAUCUGAGUAAAAUAGAGAUCUGUAUUUCGUUUCGUUUUUUUUAUACUUUCGAUGGCCUACACUACAUGAAGAUCUGGCCAGUUGUACUGGUAGAUCGCUUCAGAGGUCGCACGAACGGCCUUUGACCUAUGACGUCAGACAUUGAUUAAUCAAUCAACGUUGACGUUGCUAGUGGUUUACCCACAGUUCCGUGCAUUUCAUUGGCUAAUCCCUCACUUCAACAAGAAAGCGGGUUCAAUAUCAACUCUUCCGGAUCCUAGUGUUGUUAAGACAAGUAAAACUAAAUUUUGAACUAUACACAACGAAACGAAAUAGGAUCUGUGUUUUAAUCAGAGUGAUUAGAAAGAUGAUUUUUGGAGAUUAAUCCAUUAUGGUGUCGAAGAUUGCAUCAAAGCCCCUCCCCCCCCCCCCACAUCAUUAAAGCUUCUUGGUUCUAAGCAAAAAAUAAUUUAUUGUAGAAUGGUCAAGACAUUUGAUUGGUGACCAACUGAAAACCAUUGUCAGAAAUUAUUUUCAUGUUUUUAUUUACAUUUAGAAUAUAUCAAAAUUAUUUUUAAUUCGUCAAUUAUUCUGAUUUGAUCUUGUAAACCACACCAAACCUAAUAACAUGUACAGUAAAUAUAAGUCAACUCAUGACACUGGCUCCCAUAUAACAUGAUUCAAGAGAAUUUUUACAAAGACUUCAGCUCAAAGAUACCUGGGCCCUUAUUCACGAAAACUUAAACUAAGAUAAAAUCGAAAUUUUAAGAAAUACUGCGACUUCAUUGGAUAUAUGCAAAUUGAUUUUACUGGUCAGCCAAUCUUAAAAUUUCGAUUUUAUCUUAGUUUAAGUUUUCGUGAAUAAGGGCCCUGUAGUUUAUUUCGUGUAUGGAUAUGGAUAUCAUUUCAGAAAGGAAGUUGCUGAUUUAUUGUUAGUUUUAAUUUAUUACUCUAGCCUGUUGUAGUGGUGUAAUAGAUUAGAUAUGUAAACAGGCAAGUGGGUGGGUGGGGUGGAUGACCGAAUGGUUAGCACGUGGGCACUGUAUCAUAAGGUCUGUCAUUGAGUCAACUGGGGUGGUUUCGAUUUUCCGGUUACACGUAAGAAGGAAAAGGGUCGCCUGUCCAACCUCGUUGGUUUUCUCCUGGUCCUUCGGUUUCCUCCCACUGCUAAAGACCCCUACGUACAAUCGAAUUAUUGAAAUAAAAUUAAACCAUAUGUUAGUCAUGAAAUGACCUAGUUUGUGUGGAGUCGACGUUGACCCAACCCCCUCCCCUCUCCCGAAAUGAUCUGGUUUGUGUCGAGUGGACGUUAAACCCAUCUCUCUCUCUCUCUCUCUCUCUCUCGAAUCAUGUCAUAUGUUGAAUUAUGUGAUAUAAAUUCCAAUAUAUUUUAUAUAUGAUCUAAAUAUUACCAAUAAAUUUUUUUAUGUUUUUAAAUAAAUUGUAUAAUUUUU